AGCAGACCUCCACACAGCCGGGACCGAUCACAUCUAACCCUAGUGAUGUCAAACUUUUUUCUUUAAUAAUAAUAAUGGAUGUCUGUGGUUUUGAUGCGCUGCACAAAUCUCCUGCAGAGCUCCUCACCGCUCAGUCUGCUGGAUCAGGGUUUUGAAGCCUAAAUGUGAGGGGGGAAUAAGAGGUCGGUGGUUUAUAUCAGAGACUCAGUUGGUGUGGAUGGACAGGUCAGAGGCGCAUAUGCGACACUGUGGAAGCACCGUUGGAAUUACUCACCGCGUCCAUCCGGGAUUACCCUCCUCCAGAGUCGCUCCUUGAUCGGAUGAAAUAAACAGGAGAAUGUAUGGAAUCAACCGGCGCUGUGUUUACAUAUCUUUUCAUUUCUUCGUGCUAUGGUGCCAUGCUCAGGGGGAGAAUCACCCGUCUCCUAAUUUUAACCAGUAUGUGAGGACGCAGGGCGCAGUGACGGACCAGCUCAGCCGCAGACAGAUCAGGGUGUACCAGCUCUACAGCCGCACCAGCGGGAAGCACGUCCAGAUUCAGGGUAAAAGGGUCACCGCCACAGCUGAGGAUGGAAAUAUGUACGCUCGUCUAUUUGUUGAGACGGACACGUUCGGCAGUCGAGUGAGGAUAAGAGGUGCAGAAAGUGGGCGUUACAUCUGCAUGAACCGGAAGGGGAAACUGGUAGGAAAGCCCAACGGCCGGAGCAGGGAUUGUAUCUUCACAGAGAUAGUCCUGGAGAACAAUUACACAGCGUUCCAGAAUGCCAAGUAUGAGGGCUGGUAUGUGGCUUUCACCAGGAAAGGGAGGCCCAUCAAGGCCUCCAGGACACGGGAGAACCAGAGAGAGGUCCAUUUCAUCAAGAGGCUCCACACGGGCCCGCCUCCCUUCCCCAACACAGACCAAAGCAAACAUUUUGAGUUCAUCCGAUUUCCGUCCACACGUCGAGCAAAGCGGAACAGGAAAUCACGUACCUCUUCCUAACGCACAGCAAAAGGAAUGGACUGAUGCCAGCUGCGAUGUGGGAAGAAACAGAUGCAAUUUUAUUUUUGUAUUAAUUUUGAUAGGUAAACAAUGAUUAAAAUGCCAUAAAUCUAAAGUAAUAUUGCUGUAAAAUGAUCAUGUGUAAAUACUGACAGAGAGUAAAGCAGAUGGAUUAUAUUUAAUCGUCCUGUGUGUAUGUGUUGACUGGUGGGGAGCUAUGGUUAAUAACUGCAA
This is a messenger RNA of Seriola dumerili (greater amberjack), 1216 nucleotides long. RefSeq names its product fibroblast growth factor 17 (gene fgf17). Gene Ontology annotation, cellular component: cytoplasm. Bases 338 to 982 code for a protein of 214 amino acids. Gene Ontology annotation, biological process: positive regulation of gene expression; regulation of cell migration; cell differentiation. The record is from RefSeq and is a predicted model, not a curated record. The transcript has 5 exons. Gene Ontology annotation, molecular function: type 1 fibroblast growth factor receptor binding; type 2 fibroblast growth factor receptor binding; growth factor activity. NCBI's taxonomy places the organism in Eukaryota, Metazoa, Chordata, Actinopteri, Carangiformes, Carangidae.